AUGGGCCCCCUGGCGUUCUUUACACGGGCGCUGGUCGCUUUUGAGGACAUCAUCGUUCGACAGAUUCUCAAGAGCCCCGGCUUCCAUCGCGGAGUUGGUCGCAUUCACAAGAUGGUACACGAGCGAAAGUACGGCCGUAAUCCCCAUGAACCGCUGUACCCCGGAGAGGCUACUGAGGAUCAUAGCGUCAAGUCGAAUACGGGCAAGUUCCGACAAUACUUUGUGGAAGAGAUCAAGGACCAAUGGAAGGGGACAGUCAAGGACUAUCCGCCAAAGCGAUGA
Verticillium nonalfalfae is the source of this 282-nucleotide messenger RNA. RefSeq lists its product as uncharacterized. The coding region runs from base 1 to 282 and encodes 93 amino acids. The transcript is spliced from 4 exons. NCBI's taxonomy places the organism in Eukaryota, Fungi, Ascomycota, Sordariomycetes, Glomerellales, Plectosphaerellaceae. The record is from RefSeq and is a predicted model, not a curated record.